Messenger RNA from Strongylus vulgaris, 270 nucleotides. Lineage: Eukaryota; Metazoa; Nematoda; Chromadorea; Rhabditida; Strongylidae. The record is from the annotation of a GenBank genome assembly.
GCACCCUGUGGUGGUGGUGUUUCACAACGCACUCGAGAAUGUAUUGGACUAUGUGACGCGAAAUUAGCGACAGAGAGCCGACCUUGCAAUAUAGGACCAUGUUGCGAAUGGAGCCCGUGGUCGCCAUGGUCACUAUGUAGUGUCACUUGUGGCAGAGGGGGUUCCAGCCACCGUGUGAGGGAGUGCAGCUGCGGAGUUGGGUGCAUUGGAAAGUUCAAUGAAGUGACGAACUGCGACAGUAGCAUACCUUGCGUAAUUCCGCUGUCUUAG